AUGUGGAUUGAAUCAACUGUUGCACCAAUAGAAGGAGCAGUGGCUUUCCUCACAUUGCUAGGAGUCCUCUAUUGCAUAUGGAAGAAGAGAAGAGCUUCUUCUACAUGCACCAACCUUGUCGAUCACGCGAUAAUCGAGGUCAUUACUGACUAG
This is a messenger RNA of Prunus armeniaca (apricot), 153 nucleotides long. The record is from the annotation of a GenBank genome assembly. Lineage: Eukaryota; Viridiplantae; Streptophyta; Magnoliopsida; Rosales; Rosaceae.